Dicrocoelium dendriticum is the source of this 5340-nucleotide messenger RNA. The record is from the annotation of a GenBank genome assembly. NCBI's taxonomy places the organism in Eukaryota, Metazoa, Platyhelminthes, Trematoda, Plagiorchiida, Dicrocoeliidae.
AUGCCACAUAGUAAAUCAAGCGCACUGUCACUGACGUGUUUAUUCACUCUUUUGUUAUUCUCCCUAUGGACGCUUCAUUUUAUCAGUUUACCAGGUGCAGAAGCCGCAGCUACAUGCAUUCCAUCACCGAACUGCACAGAGUGCACAUGUGUGGGUUUACCGGGCCCCAAGGGUGACCCUGGGGUACGAGGACAUACCGGCCAGCCGGGUGCAGUGGGACCUCGUGGUCUGCCGGGAAUGAGAGGACCAGACGGAAUCAAAGGCAUACCAGGUGUUCCAGGCGAUCCUGGUCCCAAGGGUAUUGCUGGAGAUAAAGGCGUACCAGGAGUUCCGGGAGUUGAUGGACUGAAGGGCGCACCGGGCAUCAAAGGACCAAAAGGCUACCCUGGACUUGAGGGCUGCUGCGGAGCUAAGGGUCCCAAAGGUUUGAAAGGACUUCCAGGUAGCUACGGUUAUGACGGCCUUAUUGGUGACAAAGGAGUAAAAGGUGUGAAGGGUGAAAAGGGCGACCCGGCGCCACUGGAUUCCAGAGAUGGGAUUGGCCUAAUGGGUCUGAAGGGUGAAAAGGGAGUACAAGGUCCGAAAGGCUACCGCGGUGAGCCAGGGUCCAAAGGGGAACCUGGAUUUCCUGGCCCUCAAGGCUAUGAUGGCCCUAAAGGCGAACGAGGAGACACCGGUCCAAAGGGUCCUAAAGGGGAGUCGCCGAAGCCAAUAGUAUUGCCUUACGCUGAACCUGGUGAGAAAGGCUUCAAAGGUGAGAAGGGAACUUCUUAUGACGAGUCUGUUCUCAUCAAGGGACAAAUGGUUGGGAUGAAAGGAAUCAUGGGCCAACCAGGCCCACGAGGGGACCCGGGCGACGCUGGUGAGAAAGGUCGACGUGGUACAGCUGGAUUCAAAGGUGUCAGUGGUGCUCCUGGUGAACCGGGCGAGCCAGGUAUUAUGGGUAAAUACGGAAAACCUGGCGCACCAGGUCUUCCGGGAGUAUCUGGUAGGCCGGGUGAAGAUGGACUGCCUGGUCCGAAAGGUUUACAGGGCUAUCCGGGACCCAAAGGAGACAAAGGCUACCCAGGCAGUCCAGGGCCCAAAGGUGAAAAAGGUGCCAAAGGUGAAACAACGGAUGUAGAAGCAAUGCCAGGUCCUGAUGGUGACGUGGGUGACCCGGGAGCAACCGGACCACCGGGAGAUCCAGGUCCUUUUGGACCAAAGGGAAUUACUGGAGACCCAGGAGAACGCGGUGACCCAGGGCCAAAGGGACAGCGGGGUAUUGGUUACAUGGACGCGAUUUUGGGCGAACCAGGACGAAAAGGAGAAAAAGGAUUGCCUGGACUGGAUGGGAAACGUGGUAAACAAGGUGGCCCAGGCUCCCCUGGGCGCAAGGGGGAGAAAGGUUUUCCUGGCAGGGAUGCAUUUGGCGAGAAGGGAGAAAAAGGAGCUCGAGGAUUCCCUGGGCCAGCCGGAGCACCGGGUGAAAGAGGAUUGCCUGGUACUCCAGGCCUGAUUGGUGAUCCGGGGGAUCAAGGCCCAACAAUCGACGGGCCACCGGGACCAAAGGGCGUGAAGGGAUUGCCGGGGCUAUCUGGACUUCGAGGUCGAGAUGGUGAUCCAGGACCUCCAGGACCAAAAGGGGACUGCGUUGUUUGUCCAGAUGGGCGGCCAGGUUUACCUGGACCAAAAGGGUUCCAGGGGCCUCCAGGACCUGCGGGUCUACCAGGUCUGGAUGGUUCACCUGGCCAAAAGGGUCUUAUUGGUCCUCAAGGUCGAGAUGGCCUGCCGGGCUUCCCUGGGAUGAAAGGAGAGAAAGGUGAACAGGGUAGUGAUGGACCACGCGGACCGAAAGGCGAUCCGGGUCCCGUGGAGUUUGUGAAUGCCACCGUUCCAGAAGCACCGCGCGGAGAAAUCGGCAUUCCAGGUAGGGCAGGAGUUGUUGGUGAGCCCGGACCUAAAGGAUAUCCAGGACCGAAAGGUAUGCCUGGACCGAUUGGAGCGAAAGGACAACCCGGAUUACCCGGUUUACCAGGUUUCAGUGGUCCGGCAGGUCUUCCGGGACGUCGGGGUGAACCCGGCCCACCUGGUCGGGUGUUUGAUGCGCGCAAAGGUGCUCCUGGGGUGCCUGGUCGAGACGGAAUGAAGGGGGUGAAGGGUGAACCCGGAGAUCCCGGUCUGGACAGCGUGAUUGACCAAUUGUUCGAAUACAUCAAGGGAGAGCGUGGCCCUAAAGGAUUCCCAGGAGACAAAGGUCUAUCUGGGUUUCCCGGAGAACAAGGUCGUGAGGGUGAAAAAGGUCUGGCAGGUAUACCCGGUAAACAAGGGAAGCGCGGAGCACCAGGCUCAGCCGGAUUUCCUGGGGAAGUUGGAGAUAAAGGGUAUCCAGGACCGAAAGGAAUUAAAGGCCAGCCUGGCUAUGACGGUACAGAAGGGCGUAAGGGAGCGAAAGGACCUCUCGGGAUGAAAGGCUUUCCCGGGCCAAUCGGAGAUCAAGGAGAACGUGGAGCCCAGGGUUUCCCAGGAAGUUAUAGUAAAGGGCCCGCCGGACAACCGGGGGAACCGGGCAUACCUGGUGCUCCUGGGCGGAAGGGACUUCCCGGAAGAGCUGGUGCAAAAGGGGACCGUGGUCCGGAUGGAAUGCCAGGUGUUACUGGGCCAAAGGGUGAAAUAGGUGAUCGUGGAUCGAAAGGGGAACCGGGCGAACCUGGUGAUAUUCUGCAGGGACAAAAAGGCGAAAAAGGGCCUAAAGGUGAAAUUGGAGCUCCAGGGCCAGACGGACCAAAAGGUGACAGAGGACAAGACGUAACACCGACCCCGGAUAUGAAAGGACCAAGAGGACUGCCUGGACCUCAGGGACCAAUGGGAGCGAUGGGCCCAGAGGGUCCACCAGGUAACACAGGCCCACCAGGACCACCAGGCUUACCAGGGACUGAAGGUCAACCCGGAAGGAAAGGGGAACCUGGAUUACCAGGUAGACCAGGUCCUAAAGGACAACCCGGGCCGAUGGGUGACGAUGGCCUUGAAGGUCCUCGCGGGGAACCUGGGGAUGCUGGCCCACAGGGACCACCUGGACCUCAAGGGCUGAAAGGUAUUCAUGGGCCUCCGGGAGCAAAGGGUUACCCAGGACCACCAGGACAGAUCGGUCAGUAUAUUAAAGGAGAAAAAGGCAGUACGGGACUCAAAGGUGAAAGGGGCCAAAAAGGAAUUCGAGGUGAUCCAGGUGCGCCUGGACCCAAAGGACUUCCAGGCCCUGAAGGUACUGGCAUGAAGGGACAUAAAGGAGAAAAGGGUGUGAAGGGCACCCAGGCACCAGUAGGACCCAAAGGUCUCCCCGGAUUGGAUGGAAUAGACGGUGAACGCGGUGACACUGGUGGUCCUGGACCCAUGGGCGAAAAAGGGGAGCCAGGCCUCCCAGGAUCCGUUGGAAGGCCCGGGCGAAGUGGCACGGUUGGUGAGCCCGGAGAACCCGGUCCCAGGGGUCCGACCGGAUUGCCUGGGCCAAGCGGUGAGAAAGGUGAAAAAGGUGUCCCUGGGACAAUGGACGCAAUUCCACAUGCUGGGCUCAAGGGCGAGAAAGGGGAACCAGGCAUACAAGGAAUACCCGGUCCAAAGGGUGCCCUCGGACCUAAAGGAAUCGUUGGUCCCCCAGGCCCGAAAGGAAAACCAGGACCCCAGGGCCCACCGGGGCGUGAUGGACUACCUGGAUUCAAAGGCCAACCUGGGCCAAUAGGACCACGUGGACCCGAUGGUUUCCCCGGGCUCAAAGGCCAAAAGGGUGUUCCAGGUGCAAAAGGAGCAACUGGACCGGAAGGUCUUACUGGUGAUCGAGGCAUAACUGGAGAUCGUGGCGAAUCCGCUCAAUCUCCAACAGGCGAGAAGGGCGAACGUGGACCUGCUGGACCAAUGGGCCCUCCAGGGCCGAAAGGACAACCUGGUCAACCAGGUAUGCGAGGUGAAACAGGUCCAAUGGGUGAUGCCGGUCCGGAAUACGUUGGCGCUCCUGGACCAAAGGGACUUCCUGGUCCGUCUGGUCAACCUGGAUUGAUGGGUUUACGUGGACCGAAAGGCUUCAAAGGAGCGUACGCAGAACGUCCAGGUGAACCCGGUCCACCAGGCCCGGAUGGUCCACCCGGAUUCAAAGGUGAACCGGGUCCAAAGGGCUUCGAAGGCCCAAUAGGGAAAAAGGGUAUGCAAGGACUGAAGGGCGAGAUGGGAGAAGUUGGUGUGAAGGGGCUCCCUGGACGCCCGGGCGCCGCUGGUCUGAAAGGGCCUAAAGGAGUUUCUGGACCGACAGGUGAAAAAGGAUAUCCUGGAGAGAAGGGGGAUAUGGGUCUCCCUGGUCCACCGGGGGAUAAAGGAGAACCGGGUUUUGCGAGUUCUGGAGCGAAAGGUGACAAGGGGAUGCCUGGACCUCCUGGGAGACCAGGUGAGCAAGGUCGGCCAGGUUAUCAUGGUUCACCUGGAGCUCCUGGUCCUCGUGGUCUGCCUGGGGAUGAAGGUGAACCAGCAACUACCGGACCAAAAGGUUACCCAGGAAGACCAGGUGAGAAAGGAUAUGCGGGGCCUGAAGGACCCAAAGGUGACGGAGGUCCAGUCGGAGAACCCGGUAUCCCCGGCGAUGUCGGUGACACACGUGGCAACAUCGGACACUUGUUUACAGUACACAGCCAGACAGCACGUAUUCCUUCUUGUCCGUCAUCAACACGAAAACUGUGGGAGGGUUACUCCUUUUUGAGCAUGACUGGUUCCGAGAGAGCUCACGUCAAUGACCUCGCCAGUCCCGGUUCUUGUCUGCAACUGUUUAAUCCGAUUCCGUUCAUGUUCUGCGAGAAACAAGAAAAUUGCUACUACGCUCAACGAAAUGACCGAAGCUACUGGUUAAGCACGGAAGAAGAGCCAAUGAUGUGGAACCCUGUUCAAGCCAAUGAGACCCAAAGACACAUCAGCCGAUGUGUCGUUUGUGAAUCCCCAAGCAAGCUUUAUGCCUUCCACGCACAAACACUGGAGAUUCCCAAGUGCCCCGAUGGUUGGUCUACACUUUGGCCCGGAAACAGCUUCUUGAUGAAUACUGGAUACGGAGCUCAAGGUGGUGGGCAACAGUUGGCUUCUCCAGGAAGUUGUAUUCCCCACUUCCGUUCCCACAUGUUUAUCGAAUGCACUGCCAAGGGAUUGUGUGGAUUCUUUGAAGAGCAUAAAAACUUUUGGCUUCGGAUCAUGCCGAGUUCAAUGGACGAACACAUGUUCGGAAUGGUUAUGGGCACCGUGAUCAAAGUUCGAAGUAGUCUGGACUCAGUCAGCAAAUGUGUAGUGUGUAUGCGGACACAACCAAUGACCACGGUGUUUUACCUGCACUGA